AUGCAGUACAAGGCCCUCGCCACUCUUUUCUUCGCCGCCACGGCUCUGGCCGCCCCUGCAGAUUCUACUUCCACAUCCUCAAGCCCGGAGUUUGUCGAUAGCAGUGACCUUUACGAUGACUAUUACGAGGAUAUUUAUGACGACAUUUACGAGGCAAUGCCUAGCUCUAUCUUGACUGUUCUGGCAACAGCCAUCCCGGCCACAUGGUACAACGACCUUUUGGACCCGGCCUCUCGCGAUUCGAUCGUCAGCGAAGCUAUGGCUGGCACCUACCCAGCUUGGUACAACUCGUUGCCUAGCAGUGUCAAGGCCUGGGCCACCGCCAACGAGGCGUUCAUUGGCGCCUCGGCAACCGCUACUCAGACCGAGACUGCUGAUGGCAGCACCUUCAAGACUGGCUCCACCGCCGCUGCCAGCCAGACCUCCUUUGCCAGCGAGACCUCCGCUGCUAGCCAGACCCCUGCCAAGACCAUUUUGGCUUCCACUACCUCUUCGAGCUCCAGCUCUCAGACUAGCUCUGAGUCCGGUUCUGAGUUUAGCUCUGACUCGAGCUCUAGCUCUGCAUCAUCUUCUCCAUCUUCUUCGCAGUCUACUGGUGGCGCCGCUGCUCCUACUGGGGGCAUUACCAUGGGUGUUGCCGGUGCUGCUGGUGUUUUGGCCCUGGCUCUUGCCCUGUAG
Penicillium mononematosum is the source of this 678-nucleotide messenger RNA. RefSeq lists its product as uncharacterized. The coding region runs from base 1 to 678 and encodes 225 amino acids. The record is from RefSeq and is a predicted model, not a curated record. Lineage: Eukaryota; Fungi; Ascomycota; Eurotiomycetes; Eurotiales; Aspergillaceae. The transcript has a single exon.